AUGUUGGCGUUUCAGAUCACCUCCCAACCAAGCUGUGACCUUAGCACGCCCUUCGACGACACCGAUGAGUGGCUGGAUAGCAAGAACGAGCGCGCAUCCUUCCACUCAUUCGGGGAGCCGGCUGGAUUCCCCGAAGGGGUGCCUCGAGAGCCAAAUCGACGCUGCCACGAGCGCCACGUCCGCUCCUUGAACAAGUUCCGAGCUGCGGUAGAGCUGUGCCCAGAGACGUUCGUCAAGAUUGCACACUCGAAGCAGCGCAGGCUGCAGGACUUGCUGGAGCGCAAUGCCUUUGGACCCCUUCCGCAGGUUGCUGGCAAAUAA
Molecule: messenger RNA, 321 nt
Organism: Symbiodinium natans
Lineage: Eukaryota; Dinophyceae; Suessiales; Symbiodiniaceae
Source: the annotation of a GenBank genome assembly